Cyanistes caeruleus (blue tit) is the source of this 1056-nucleotide messenger RNA. NCBI's taxonomy places the organism in Eukaryota, Metazoa, Chordata, Aves, Passeriformes, Paridae. The record is from RefSeq and is a predicted model, not a curated record.
GAUGGUGCUGCCGUGGCCCCUGCUGAGAUGUGCCCGUGCUGUUGCAGGUGAUGGGCAUGGUCCGUGUCCCCCUCUACACCCAGAAGGAUCGCAUGGGCGGGCUGCCCAACUUCCUGGCCAACUCCUUCGUAGGAACCGCCAAGUUCCAGCUCCUGUUUGCCCUGAAGAUCCUGAACAUGGUGCCGGAGGAGAAGCUGGCUGAGGCGGUGGCUGCCACACAGAGGCCGAAGAAGGCGGCCAUCGACCAUGCCGGAGGGGCAGCAGGACACCUGGCUGCCCACAAGGCGGGCAAUGAGCUGGCUAAAGCGGGCAACGAGCUGGGAGAGAGGGCAGAGCACCCGGGCAUGGUGCACGCGGGGGCCGAGCAGCAGCUGGUGGGGCUGGAGGGCCAGGCCCUGGCGGAGCAGCUGGCGGGGGCCGAGGCGCUGGAGCAGUCAGUGGGGCUGGGCGCUGAUGCUGUGGCGGAGCAGGCGGUGGCCGAGGUGAUGGAGUGAUGCCGCCGUGUUGGCGCUCAAUUAAAAGUGGGUGAGCUGAGAGACUUCUAACUUUCCGACCCGUGGCUGGCUGCAGUGGCUGCCCACGAGAUCCCACUGCCCAGCCGGGAGGGGUUGGGUUUGUCUAAAGCAGGGAAAAGCAAUUUUAUUUUUAUGGCCAUUAAACUCUUAGCGAGCUUCCCAGAUCAACCUGCACAGCCCCUGCAGAGAGUUCAUGUGCUUAUGUGAGGGCGCCAGAGCCUUAGAAUUGCGCUUUGAUUUCAGGGACACACUGCUGCUGUCAGGUCCCCCUUUCGUUUGUAAGGAACAAAACAUCAAAUUUUUUAAAUGCCCCGUCUUGACUUAGAUGUCGCUGUGUUGGCUUUGGGCACAGCUGAGGCCUGGGGCUUUCAGUUAAGCACCUCUGCCCAUGAUAGUGGCCGGGCUCCCACGCGGGGUGUUGGCACAAUGGGGCAGCUGUGCCAUGAAUUCCCUCUGGGGUGUUGGGGAUGCUCAUGUGGGUCCCUAUCUGGAGAUCUGUGGGAGAAGGAAAGUGGAAUAAAUGGCUUUGCUGAAAGUUUAA